Messenger RNA from Ilex paraguariensis (yerba mate), 1060 nucleotides. The record is from the annotation of a GenBank genome assembly. NCBI's taxonomy places the organism in Eukaryota, Viridiplantae, Streptophyta, Magnoliopsida, Aquifoliales, Aquifoliaceae.
AUGGCCACCGAAGAAGCUGUUGUGGCGAUUGAGAUCGUACCCGAGCCGGUGACAACUGAGCCGGCCACGGAUGACCCACCGGCGGCGAAGUCGAAGAAGGCAAAGGAGCCUAAAGCUAAGAAACCGGCCGCUCCAAGGAAACCCAAAAGCGCUCCUUCACACCCUCCAUACCUCGAGAUGAUUAAGGAGGCGAUUGUGACUUUGAAAGAGAAGACGGGAUCGAGUCAAUAUGCAAUUGCGAAGUUCAUCGAGGAGAAGCACAAGAACCUUCCAACCAACUUCAAAAAAUUAUUGUUGACUCAACUGAAGAAGUUUGUGGCCGCUGGUAAGCUCGUGAAGGUCAAGGGCUCGUUCAAGCUUCCACCGACUCGGCCUGCCGUUCCCAAGACUUCAGCCGCCCCUGCUAAGAAGAAGCCGGCGGCCAAAGCCAAAGCUGCAAAACCCAAAAAGGCGAAGAAAGCUCCGGUUAAACCAAAAGCGUCUGCCUCGAAGACUAAAGCUGCUGCUAAGCCGAAGCCAGCUGCCAAAGCCAAGCCGAGUGUUAAGCCUAAGACCGUUACGGCAAAGCCAAAGACUGCGGCUAAGCCAAAAGCUGCUGCGAAGCCAAAGGCGGUAACGAAGCCGAAGCCAAAGGCGGUGACCAAGCCUGCUAAAGUUGCGAGGACGUCGACUAGAACAAGUCCAGGGAAGAGAGCCGCAGCUCCGAAGCCGACAGCGAAGAAAGCUGCGGUGAAGAAGGCUCCGGUUAAGAGCGUGAAGGCCAAGACAGUGAAGACGCCCGCGAAGAAAGCAACUACGAAGAAGGCAAAGAAGUAAAUGGUCUGAGUUAGUUUGUAGGGGUAGUGCUGUAAAUUUCUUUAUCUUAGAGGGGUGUAUUUGGUUUUUAUGCCAAUGAAAACUUGAUAGAAUCGGAUAUUAACUUGUUUAUUUUCUUAUUUCUUGAGAUUUUCAUAUUUUUUUUCCCUUUGGGUUUUCUAGGGUUUGAUGCAAUGCUCGUUGUAGCGAUAUGUUCAGUAUAUUUCGAGAUGAAUUAGAGUUGAUAUUCAUGUUUCACCCUGCG